UUUGUUUCAUUUCUUUUGCGUAGUCUAGCCAGCCUCCUCCGUCUUCAUUGGCACUGCAAAACUCAAUACGCUACUUUCUUCUCUAGGGCUUCAUUUGACUCUCCUAGCUUCAUCGCCAUGUAUAGAACUGCAGCUUCACGACUUAGGUCUCUCAAGGGUCGUGUGGGGAGUUCAGGUGCUGCCAGGUAUGCCACCGCAAGUGGGGUUGCCACAAGACCAACCUCAGGGGGUUUCUUUAGUUGGUUAACUGGGGAACGUUCAGGUUCUCUUCCUCCUCUUGAAAUCCCACUUGCAGGCGUAAACUUGCCACCUCCAGUACCCGAUUAUGUUGAACCAAGCAAGACCAAAAUUACAACUCUUUCUAAUGGUGUCAAAAUAGCGUCAGAAACAUCAACGAACCCUGCAGCUUCCAUUGGUUUGUAUCUUGACUGUGGUUCCACAUAUGAGACUUCGGAAACAUGCGGCGCUUCACAUUUGCUGGAGCGAAUGGCCUUUAAAAGUACAACUAACCGUAGCCACUUGCGGAUUGUGAGAGAAGUGGAAUCAAUCGGCGGAAACAUUGGAGCUUCAGCCUCUAGGGAGCAAAUGGGAUACACAUUUGAUGCUCUAAAGACCUAUGUACCUGAGAUGGUAGAAUUGCUUGUUGACUCUGUGAGAAAUCCUGUCUUCUUAGAUUGGGAAGUCAAUGAGGAGCUGCGAAAAGUGAGAGCUGAGAUUGCAGAAUUGUCUAAUAAUCCUCAAGGGUUACUUUUGGAGGCAAUUCAGUCGGCUGGUUAUUCUGGUGCAUUGUCAAAUUCUCUUUUGGCUUCUGAAACCGCACUGAACAGAUUGGACGGAAGUAUACUGGAGAGAUUUGUUGCUGAAAAUUACACUGCUCCUAGGAUGGUUCUUGCAGCAUCUGGGGUUGAUCAUGAGGAGUUGAUAUCCCUAGCAGAGCCACUUCUUUCGGACCUACCUAGUGUUCCCCAUCCUGAAGAGCCCAAGUCUGUGUAUGUUGGAGGAGAUUAUCGUCGUCACGCUGAUUCAUGGACCACACAUGUUGCUCUUGCUUUUGAAGUCCCCGGUGGCUGGCGUCAAGAAAAGCAAGCUAUCCUUCUGACUGUUCUUCAGUUGCUUAUGGGGGGAGGUGGUUCAUUCUCUGCAGGGGGUCCUGGAAAGGGGAUGCAUUCAAGACUAUAUCUCCGUGUCUUAAAUGAAUACCGACAGAUGCAGUCCUUUUCUGCAUUCAACAGCAUCUUCAAUAAUUCUGGUCUAUUUGGCAUUUAUGCUAGCACUGGAUCUGAUUUUGCCUCAAAAGCUGUUGAUAUUGCUGUAACAGAAUUACAUUCAAUUGCAACACCUGGACAAGUUACUCAAGUACAGCUUAAUCGUGCUAAAGAAUCCACAAAAUCUGCAGUUUUAAUGAAUCUGGAAUCUAGAAUGAUUGCGUCAGAAGAUAUCGGUAGGCAGGUUUUGACGUAUGGAGAGAGGAAACCCGUGGAUCAUUUCUUAAAGACAGUGGACGAAAUUAGUCUGAAGGACAUUACUAACAUUGCCCAGAAGAUUAUUUCUUCACCUCUAACCAUGGCAUCUUAUGGGGAUGUUGUUAAUGUCCCUAGCUACGAAUCUGUGAGCUGCAAGUUUAAUGCACGGUGAGCGGGCUUCUGCAUUGCACUUCAAAGCUUGCCAUCAGGUUCACAAUAUUAAAAUAAAAUUAAAUUUCUUUUGAAGGAAAAUUAUCCACAUUGAGUGAGUAUACCCGGAAUAUUGGCUUUUUUUUUAGCCAUCUCGCUCGCUUGGAAUUUUUGAGAGGGUUUUCUCUUGAAGCGAUUCAUGAUCAAUGAAAAUUUUGCAUUUGUUACGAUCUUCUUUUCUUAUAUUCAUUUGUACGGAUAUAUGAUCAAUCAUUAUUAUUGAAUAAAUGACAACAACAAAGAGAGUUUUGCUAUUUUAA
Humulus lupulus (European hop) is the source of this 1933-nucleotide messenger RNA. RefSeq names its product mitochondrial-processing peptidase subunit alpha-like. Gene Ontology annotation, biological process: proteolysis. Gene Ontology annotation, cellular component: mitochondrion. The transcript has 13 exons. Bases 118 to 1635 code for a protein of 505 amino acids. Gene Ontology annotation, molecular function: metalloendopeptidase activity; metal ion binding. Lineage: Eukaryota; Viridiplantae; Streptophyta; Magnoliopsida; Rosales; Cannabaceae. The record is from RefSeq and is a predicted model, not a curated record.